AUGCUGAACGCGCCGAGCGCGCGGCGGCUCGAGAGCGCGGUGAACAUCGCGGACCUGCGACUCGCGGCGCGGCAGAGAGCGCAUCGGAUGGUGUUCGAUUACCUCGACGCCGGCGCGGACGACGAGAUCACGCUGCGACGGAACAAGGACGCGUACAGCUCCCUGGAGCUCCACCCUCGAGUCCUCGCCGGCCUCAAGCCGCCGCUCGACCUGAGCGCGCGGUUCAUGCGCUCGGAGUGCGCGCUCCCGUUCUUCGUGUCGCCGACGGCGGGAAGCAAGAUGUUCCACGCCGACGGCGAGCAGGGCGUCGCGCGAGCCGCGGCGAAGCACGGCGUGAUGUACUCCCUCUCCACCAUGGGCACGUCCGCGCCCGCGGAGGUCGCGGCCGCGAUCCCGCCGAAGCACCCGAAGCUCUUCCAGCUGUACGUCUGGAAAGACCGCGCGCUCGUCCGCGACAUGCUCAGGCAGGCGAUGGACAACGGGUUCGACGCGCUCGCGCUCACCGUCGACCUGACGUGGUACGGCAACCGCGAGCGAGACGUGCGCAACGGCUUCACGGUCCCGCCCGCGUACACGCUCAGACAGAUCGCGGACGCGGUCCGCGCGCCCGCGUGGAGUUGGGACUUUCUCGCGAACGAGGAGUACGCGUACGCGGCGGUGAAACUCGCCGCCGAAGGCGCGUUCUAUACACUGGUGGCGUUCAUACGCGACGCGUUCGAUCCGUCGUUCGACUGGGACGACGCGGAGUGGCUCGUGAACGAGUGGGGCGAUCGAGGCCCGGUCGCGUUGAAAGGCGUGUUGACCCCGGAGGACGCGCGUUUGGCGGUGGAACGCGGAUUCGACGCGGUGUGGGUAUCGAACCACGGCGGUCGGCAGCUCGAGACGUCCCCGGCGGCGAUCGACGUCUUGCCGAACAUCAGGGACGCUCUCGGGGGCACCGGGCUCGCCGUGGAGCUCGUGGUCGACGGCGGCGUGCAGAGAGGCACGGACGUCCUGAAGGGCCUCGCGCUCGGCGCGGACGCGGUGGCGCUGGGGAAGCCGUAUCUCUACGGGCUCGGCGCGGGCGGCGAGGCGGGGGUGGACAGGGCGUUUACCAUCUUGCGCGACGAGCUCGAGCGCGCGUUCGGGCUGCUCGGGGUCGGGACGACCGCGGAGCUGAGGCGGAGGAUCGGGCGCGGGGAGGGGUUGGUCAGGAGGCGGGGGGUGAGCGCGCGGGACUUUCCCGACCCGGGCGCGGCGGAGAGAGGUUGGGGGGGAGGGAUCUUCUAG
Micromonas pusilla CCMP1545 is the source of this 1269-nucleotide messenger RNA. It is a transcript of the gene GOX2, whose product is annotated as glycolate oxidase. The transcript is spliced from 3 exons. The record is from RefSeq and is a predicted model, not a curated record. Lineage: Eukaryota; Viridiplantae; Chlorophyta; Mamiellophyceae; Mamiellales; Mamiellaceae. The coding region runs from base 1 to 1269 and encodes 422 amino acids. Gene Ontology annotation, molecular function: FMN binding; oxidoreductase activity.